AUGACAUUCGUUCAUAAUAACUAUAAAACGUUGAACGUGGCAAAGGAGGCGAGUAAGCCGGCGAUUCGGAAGGCCUAUCUUAGUCUAGCUAAGAAGUACCAUCCCGAUGUGUUCGGUCAUGUCAUGGACUUUUCCUAUGAUCUCAGCUGA
Molecule: messenger RNA, 150 nt
Organism: Perkinsus marinus ATCC 50983
Lineage: Eukaryota; Perkinsozoa; Perkinsida; Perkinsidae
Exons: 2
Coding region: 1-150 (49 amino acids)
Source: RefSeq, a predicted model, not a curated record